AUGGGCUUCUGCAUUGUAGAUGGCAUGCCUGCCACACCCGAAGCCACACAAGCCCUCCUGGACACCAUUGGACCAAUCCGGAAUACGCAUUACGGCGGAUUCUACGACUUUACGGCCGACUUGACCAUGAAAGACACGGCAUAUACUUCUGAAUAUCUGGAACCACAUACUGACAACACCUAUUUCACUGAGCCAGCAGGAAUCCAAGCGUUGCACAUGCUGUCUCAUACGGAAGGCACUGGCGGCGAGAGCUCCCUAGUGGAUGGCUUUGGGGCAGCUGUGCAGCUAUUCGUGGAAGAUCGCGACGCAUACACCACAUUGAGCACAAUUGGGGUGUACGCUCACGCCAGUGGUAACGAGGGCAUUUCGAUCCAACCCAGCUCAGCGUUCCCGGUCCUCAACCACGACCGGGAAGCCGGUCAUCUCACAGCUGUACGGUGGAACAAUGCCGAUCGAGCCGGUAUCGCAGCAGACUUCGCUGGAAUCGAGAAAUGGUACGAAGCCGCUGCAAAAUUCAACAAACUUCUAAAUGCGCCUGAAAACGUCUACUGGUUCAAGCUGAGGCCUGGUCAAACAUUACUUUUUGACAACUGGCGAGUCUUGCAUGGUCGCAACUCUUUCACUGGCAAACGGAGGAUGUGUGGUGGGUACAUCAACCGCGAUGACUUUAUCAGCAAAUAUCGAAUGACCAGCAUGAGUCCGGAGGACAUCAGUUUCAGCACAGUGAGCGGAUAG
Pseudocercospora fijiensis CIRAD86 is the source of this 735-nucleotide messenger RNA. RefSeq lists its product as uncharacterized. Lineage: Eukaryota; Fungi; Ascomycota; Dothideomycetes; Mycosphaerellales; Mycosphaerellaceae. Gene Ontology annotation, cellular component: mitochondrion. The coding region runs from base 1 to 735 and encodes 244 amino acids. Gene Ontology annotation, molecular function: trimethyllysine dioxygenase activity; iron ion binding. Gene Ontology annotation, biological process: carnitine biosynthetic process. The transcript has a single exon. The record is from RefSeq and is a predicted model, not a curated record.